Molecule: messenger RNA, 1866 nt
Organism: Mercenaria mercenaria
Lineage: Eukaryota; Metazoa; Mollusca; Bivalvia; Venerida; Veneridae
Product: endoglucanase E-4-like
Exons: 13
Coding region: 96-1835 (579 amino acids)
Biological process (GO): carbohydrate metabolic process
Molecular function (GO): hydrolase activity, hydrolyzing O-glycosyl compounds; polysaccharide binding
Source: RefSeq, a predicted model, not a curated record
UUUAUCAGUGGUCACAGAGUACGUCUCUGAAGGAAAAUGUAUAUAUCGUACGAACAAAAUUAACGGUCUCCUUGCAGUAGCGCUGUUAAGUCAGCAUGUUUGUUGCCAUAUUAUUCACCUGUAUUGGUGUGCUACAUGCAGAGCCGUUCACUAUCAUAAAUGAGUUCCCAGGCGGCACGGAAGCCUCGUUCACUGUGCAUGCAGACCAUGCUAUACACGGAUGGCAAGUCCGCCUUGUGUUUGAUAGACCAAUAUAUCAACUAAAAAUAUGGGUUGCAGACAUUGUAUCACAUACACCAACGGAAUGGGUUGUUCGAAACAAGGAAUAUAAUCGUGACGUCUCACCAGGCAAUGACGUUACUGUUGAAUUUCAGUACUUUUACUCAGGGGAUCAGGUGCCACAUGGAACAUAUACAAUACAAGGUUUUGAACUAACUGGAUAUGGCACUACAUUUGCAAGUAAUACGGCUUAUUCGUAUCUUUCUGCAACAGCAUCCAGCAUGAGAUACAACUACAGUGAGGCUCUUGGUUUAUCAAUAUUAUUCUAUGAUGCACAGAGGUCCGGCAAACUUCCGACCGACAAUCCUAUACCUUGGCGUGGUGACUCCGCCCUUAGUGACGCAGACAAUAGACAUGAUCUGAGUGGUGGAUGGUAUGAUGCCGGCAAACAUAUAAAGUACAACUUUCCGAUGGCUUUCUCGACCUGGGUGCUAGAAUGGGGUAUGUUAAAGUUUGCGGAUGGAUACAAGACGGCUGGACAAGUCAAUAUGGCGUGUGACAUGAUAAGAUGGCCUCUGGAAUACUUUCUUAAAAGUUGGAUCCCGGAAAAAAAUAUUCUCUACGUCCAGGUCGGGGACCCUGAUUUUGAAGACAUUUACUGGGGUCGGGCAGAAAAUAUGAACAUGUCACGUCCUGCAUACAAAGUGACAGAAAGCUGUAAAGGUAGUGAUGUUGCUGGUGACACCGUGUCAGCUUUUGCCGCCGGAUAUCUCGUCUUCAAGCACAUGUGCUCAGAUGCAGUCUUUGCUGAUAAGUUACUAACUGCGGCGAAAAGUUUAUAUACCUUCACAGUCAACAAUCGUGGACGUUAUACUGAUUGCCUGACAAAAACUAAAACCGCUUAUGGGUCAAGUUUUGAAAAUGAUGAAGUAGCCCUGGCAGCAGUUUGGAUGUACAAGGCCACACGUGACAAUACAUACCUGUCAUAUGCAAGAGGACAUUAUCCCGGAGGUACAUCUUGGACGUUCUCAUGGGAUGAUGUCAACCCAGCGGUGGCUUUAUUGCUGUACGAAGAAACUAGACACAGUGUUUAUAAAAGAGAUAUUGAAUCCUUUAUAAGAGACUUUUUACCUGGUGGGAAAAGGUAUUAUACACCCUGUGGCCUUGUCUGGGUGGCUGAAUGGGGAACCAGUCGAUAUGCAGCAAACGUUGCGCUGAUUGCUCUCAUGGCAGCGGAAGAAGGAAUCCAGCCUGACACCUACAAAAAGUGGGCAUUGUCACAGAUAAACUACAUUCUAGGCGAUAACAAACUACAUAUCAGUUACAUGAUAGGCUUUGGUAACGCUUUCCCACUUCACCCACACCAUAAGGGAAGUGCAUGUCCAACAAACGUUGACUGGUGUUUUGAAAACGCAAGUGGUCCUAAUCCAAACAUAUUGUACGGAGGACUAGUGGGAGGACCUGAUCGCAAAGACAACUACAGUGACAAACGGGAAGACGAAAAACAAAACUCGGCAACAUGUGAUGGCAAUGCUGCCUUUCAAUCAGCACUGGCUGGUUUGGUUCACCUGGCAGUUAGAGAUAGUUUACCAAGAGCUCCAGAUUCACGCUGUUAAUAUAUUUUAAAGAAAUAAAGAUUGAUGCAUA